Molecule: messenger RNA, 405 nt
Organism: Helianthus annuus (common sunflower)
Lineage: Eukaryota; Viridiplantae; Streptophyta; Magnoliopsida; Asterales; Asteraceae
Product: zinc finger protein 2
Exons: 1
Coding region: 1-405 (134 amino acids)
Biological process (GO): negative regulation of abscisic acid-activated signaling pathway
Source: RefSeq, a predicted model, not a curated record
AUGAGUUUCCUCAAUCUAAACCUUUCAGAAAACGAUUUCACUUCAUCUUCGUCUCCGUCUUUGUCCCCUCAAAGCAACGCUAAACGCGUUUUCCCAUGCAGCUACUGCCAAAGAAAAUUCUACAGCUCACAAGCACUUGGAGGCCACCAAAAUGCCCAUAAAUUUGAACGAAAGUUAGCAAAGAAGAAUCGUGUACUGAAUGCAACUGUUAGACCUCAUUCAGGGUACAUGAGUCAGCCCACAUCAAAGUCUGCUGGUUCUACUGGCCCAGCAGUCAUGAUGGAUCAAGAACAUGUUGGAAGGUUCAGUGCUAAUGAUUUUGGAAAUGGGCUGGAUUAUACUUAUAAGGGUAAGAAUGUUCAUGAAGAAGACUCUAGCCAGCUUGAUUUGACUCUUAGGCUUUGA